This is a messenger RNA of Microtus oregoni (creeping vole), 5717 nucleotides long. RefSeq names its product NF-kappa-B-repressing factor-like. Gene Ontology annotation, cellular component: nucleolus; nucleoplasm. The transcript has 3 exons. Gene Ontology annotation, biological process: negative regulation of DNA-templated transcription. NCBI's taxonomy places the organism in Eukaryota, Metazoa, Chordata, Mammalia, Rodentia, Cricetidae. Bases 412 to 2787 code for a protein of 791 amino acids. The record is from RefSeq and is a predicted model, not a curated record. Gene Ontology annotation, molecular function: RNA polymerase II cis-regulatory region sequence-specific DNA binding.
ACAACCUCGGGGUGGCACGCGGGGAGGUAGGCUGAGACGUCUGAGCCGGGGAAGCCGGCAUACUGGUGCUGCUUCUUUUUUCUCUUGCCGCUACUCUCUCAGUGUGUGGGUCUUAAAAGUCCCAGGAGGCGCGGAGUAGCGAGGCUCAACUCCGUCGGUGUGUGCGCCCGGUAUAAUAAAAAAGCCCUCACGUUCCCACAGUAAUUGGAGCGGUGCGGCCGCCGUGACAACAGGGAUCGUUGCUCCCAGUCCCCCUGUGAUCGUAGCCCCCAGGCACACACUCCCGUCCCCCGAGAUUCGGUCUCGAGCGUCCCUCACACAGGUCCGCCCCUCCCCGCCACCGCCUCGAUUGCUCGCGGCCAGUUUGCCGGCUUCGUCCCUGGGGGGCGUCCCCACACUGAAGCAGAGAAGAUGGCUGGAGGACGUCUGCUGCUGGGGGGCGACUUCCUGUCGCCGCCGCCGCUGCCCCCCCUCCCGCCGCCGCCGCUGCCCCCCCUCCCGCCGCCGCCGCUGCCGCCCCUCCCGCCACCCCCGCCCGAGCCAGUGCUGGAGCAGUGGCGCUAUAGCCACGAAAGUGACUGGCAGUGGGCUCUGCGGCGGAGCUUCAUCUGUCGGCACCUGCACCGCUAUCCCGGCGCUGCCCUCGACCAGCUCCUCGCUCUCUCCGCCGCCUGGACCAACCACGUUUUCCUGGGCUGCAGAUACAGCCCACGCUUGAUGGAAAAAAUUCUUCAGAUGGCCGAAGGUAUUGAUAUUGGGGAGAUGCCGUCAUACGAUCUGAUGCUGCCCAGACCUUCCAAAGGUCAAAAGCGCUACCUUUCAGCCUACGAUGGUCAAAAUCCUCCUAAAAAGCAAGCUGGUUCCAAAUUCCAUGUGAGACCUCGUUUUGAGCCUGUACAUUUUGUAGCUAGUAGUUCAAAAGCUGAAAGACAGGAAGAUCCUUAUGGCCCUCAAACAAAAGAGGUAAAUGGACGAACACAUUUUGUCAGCAUGCCAAGAAACUUCUACCAAGAUUAUACUCAAGACUCUUUCAAUAUGCAAGAUGGGAAUUCUCAGUAUUGUAAUUCAUCAGGAUUUAUUUUCACAAAAGAGCAGCCUGUAACAACCAACAUGUAUUUUGACAGGAGGAACCCUGCCCCAAGCAGCACAUCCCAGCUGGCAAACUGUCAGCCACCUCCAGAGCCUUCUUCACAGAUGUAUCCUGAGUCAGUGGUUGCUGAAAAACAGUAUUUUAUUGAAAAGUUAACAGCAACUAUCUGGAAGAACCUUUCUAAUCCAGAGAUGACUUCUGGAUCUGAUAAAAUUAAUUAUACCUACAUGCUAACUCGUUGCAUUCAGGCGUGUAAGACAAAUCCUGAGUAUAUAUAUGCUUCUUUAAAAGAAAUUCCUCCCGCUGACAUCCCCAAAAAUAAAAAACUUCUCACAGACGGUUAUGCUUGUGAAGUUAGAUGCCAAAAUAUCUAUCUAACUACAGGUUAUGCAGGGAGCAAGAAUGGGUCCAGGGAUCGAGCUACUGAGCUAGCUGUAAAACUCUUACAGAAGCGGAUUGAGGUUAGAGUUGUCCGGCGGAAAUUCAAGCACGUCAUUGGAGAGGACCUUGUAGUAUGUCAGAUUGGCAUGCUUUCAUAUGAAUUUCCCCCGGCUCUAAAGCCACCAGAAGACCUGGUAGUACUGGGAAAGAAUGCUUCAGGGCAGCUUAUUUUUAAUAGUUCUGCCAAACAUUGGACCAAUUUUGUCAUUACAGAAAAUGCAAACGAUGCGAUUGGCAUCCUUAACAAUUCUGCCUCAUUCAAUAAAAUGUCAAUUGAGUACAAAUAUGAGAUGAUGCCAAAUCGCACAUGGCGGUGUCAAGUAUUCCUGCAGGAUCACUGCUUAGCGGAAGGUUUUGGAACCAAGAAAACAAGCAAACAUGCAGCUGCUGACGAAGCUUUGAAGGUUCUUCAAAAAACACAACCCACUUACCCAUCUGUCAAAAGUUCCCAGUGCCACUCAGGCUCUUCACCCAAAGGAUCAGGAAAGAAGAAAGAUAUAAAAGAUGUUGUAGUUUAUGAGAAUUCUUCCAAUCCUGUGUGCACCCUGAACGAUACAGCUCAGUUUAACCGAAUGACAGUUGAAUACGUCUAUGAGAGGAUGACAGGCCUCCGCUGGAAAUGCAAGGUGAUUCUGGAAAGUGAAGUCAUUGCAGAAGCAAUUGGGGUGAAGAAAAGUGUCAAAUAUGAAGCUGCUGGAGAAGCUGUGAAAACCCUCAAAAAGACCCAGCCAACUGUCAUUAACAACCUGAAGAAAGGGACUGUUGAAGAUGUGAUUUCAAGAAAUGAAAUUCAGGGCCGCUCAGCAGAAGAAGCUUACAAACAGCAAAUCAAAGAAGAUAACAUAGGAAAUCAACUGCUGCGAAAAAUGGGUUGGACGGGUGGUGGCUUGGGUAAAUCUGGUGAUGGCAUAAGGGAGCCUAUCUCAGUCAAAGAGCAGCACAAGCGAGAAGGACUUGGACUAGAUGUAGAGAGGGUCAAUAAAAUUGCUAAGAGAGAUAUAGAACAGAUCAUCAGAAACUAUGCCCGCUCUGAGAGCCACUCAGAUUUGACCUUCUCCACAGAGCUGACUAAUGAUGAACGGAAGCAAAUACAUCAGAUUGCUCAGAAGUAUGGCCUGAAGAGUAAGUCUCAUGGGGUGGGCCAUGAUAGGUACCUGGUGGUUGGUAGAAAACGGCGGAAGGAAGACCUCCUAGAUCAACUCAAACAGGAAGGCCAAGUGGGACAUUAUGAGCUUGUCAUGCCCCAAGCAAAUUAAGUUUUUACUAAGUUAUCUUGUAAAUACCAUGUGAGGCAGAUCAAAUAAAACUACAUAAUCUGGUUGAAGAAUAUUCAUUCUUAAGAUGUUUCACCUUGUUUGUUUCAUGUAGUGCUUUAUUAGGUUCUGUCCACUCGUAUUAGCUUACCCCAGCAGAUGAUAUUGUGCAGUUACUGUUUGUGUCUUUCACAUUGCCCCGUCCCUCAGAUUUUAGUAGUUUGUACAAGCAAAAACACCCAUCUAAGUGCAAUUUCACCCUGAGGAAAAUAAUUCACAUUAUAAAGGGCAUAGCACAGCAAUCUGUAACAAUAUGUAAAGUAAAUGCUGACUCUAAGCUACAGCUAAUUCCAGAUUUACUUAAAAUGUCAGGUCAAUUUGUACUAGCAAUUUUCAUCUUUGUGUGAAGCCAAUUAUAGAACGUUUAACAAUAAAUUCUGCUGUACAUGUAAAUGUCUUUAUCAACUAAAUGAUGUAAAACUUUCUUAAAAGUAAUUUUAGUGUUUGCUUAUUUAUAACUUCUACCCUGUGAUUUCCAGGAUAUUGGAAGUGAUUUACUGUAUCUUGUGCUAUAUGACUUUUAACAAAUUCUAGUCUUCCUGCUGAGAGAGCACUACUUGAGAGAGAUGUCACAAAGUUUCCAAAAAGCCUUGAUUCAAUCAGAAGAAAGGAAGCUUGAAUUGUUUGUUCUUGGUGCCUUGCAGAGAGACUCAGAGCAACUCUCCAUUGUAGCUUUCACACGGUCUGUGCGUCACAUCCAAGGCAACCACAGCUGUGGUAGGGCCUGGUAAAAGACUGAAGAUUGGUACAUUGGUGCUUUGAUGAAAAGGUCAGUUGGCUGGUCCCUCUCUCAAACAGCUUAUUACGCCCCAAAGCCAACUUUGUAACAUACUUAAAACUGCUAUUUUCGCUUAUUUCUGGAAUGUAAAAAUGUAUAAAAAUAAAAGAGUUAGUGUAUGCUUCCUGAAUAAAAAGGAGCCAAAGUUGAUCAAAAUGGUGGUGUGCUUCUUUCUGGAGAGCAACCUAGUAGCAACACUUUGGGUCUUUGGACAAAGGAAGUGAUGGUUGCACAGAAUAGUUCAGUCACAGCACACAUGGAUAAAUGUAAUGAUUUAGCAAAUAGGAGAAGAAUCUGUCACUCGUCAUGGUUUUUGUUUGCUUUGUGUUUUUUUUUUCUUGUAUGCCAGCAUUCUGACUUAUCAAAUCUUUGGCUGUUUACUUUUAUGUGGUUUUAUUGUAUCUCAAUGAAUCAAGUAAAACCUAGCAAUAAAAGAAAUGAAUAUUACAAUAUUGAUAGGUAACUCCAGAGAAGUGAUGGUAAGGACUCCUAGGUUGUUUGUAGUGUCCUUUUAAAAAAGAUUUAUUUUUUUAUAAUGUGUGUGGGAGGGAAUUAUAUGCAUGUGAAUGCAUAUGCCCAUGGAGGACAGAGGUGUCAGAUGGGGCUGACAAUAUAGGCACUUGUCAACCUUCUGCCAUGGGUGCUGGGAACUGAACUCUGGUCCUCUGGAAGCACAGUAUGUGCUCUUAACCUCUAAGCCAGCUCUUCAACCCCCAUAUGCAGGGUUCAUGUUUGGUUUGUAACUGGUCCACACCACAAUGCAUAGUAAAUUCCAUUUUGCUUUCCUACUCCUUUUUCUACUUUAUACUAAGAAGAUAGAGUAAAAUGUGUAUUUAAAAAUACAGAUUACCUUUGAUACAUGGACCUCUUUCCUUCCAUGCACCUGCAUUGACUAGCACAGGACAGCAUCUGCUUUGCACCCUUUUCCGUAGUGUAUAUACUUUAUUCGUUUGGUAGAAGAGAUGUACAUUUUAUUUUGGUGUCUAAUACUUUAGUAGAAACAGAACUAGGGUAGAACUUUCAUAGAUUUUGUGAUUAUAACUAUUUUUUUACCUGCAAAAUUCACUCCCACCUUGGAAAGUUGUGGUUCAGGUAGUUAGAACACUGUGUCUUUGGUUUUCUGGAUGACAAGAGAUGGUUUUUAGAGAUAAUGAGAUGUGAAAAACUUGGUUUGCUUGUCUCUUUAUAUGUUUUACUCCAAGAUGAUUUUUGUUGUCUUGGAGGAAAGUGGUAUGAAAUCAGAAGUCAGAUUUGUUUAUAAAAGCCUAAUGGAACAGAUUAGUUACACUUGAGGCUCUGUGAUAAUUGGAUAAAGUAUAUAGGAACUGGGUUCCUGAUUUUGGUGGACCAGAUAACUUGGUAGAUAGAGCAGCUUUAGUAUUGAUGUGGAGAAAUCAGCUUGACAGGAAUAAGCUGCUGACAACCUUGCUGUUCCAGUUUUCCUUUUAUUUGGUCCUUGCAUUUUCCUUCUCUUUGAAAUAGAAGUCAUUUUUAGCUCAGGAACUUUGCUAUAAAACUUGACAGAAUAUGAGUGCUUCCAAGUUUUAUUUGUAUUAAAUGUAACCUGAAAACUGUAUAUGCAUAUGUGCUUGUCCUCACAGAGCCACUCUUUAACACCUACCCCCCUUGAUUGCAAGAGUGGAAAUAUCAUCCCAUUAGGUGCAUUUGUUUAGUAGUAUUCAGUGUGUUUACUUUGCUAUGAGUAACCCUUGCAGUAGGUCCUAAAUAAAGGACUCUAAUUACAGCUUUGGUUCUUCAGCAUACCCCUUUCCCCACAUAAGCAGGUACAAAAUUGAAAGUUUGAGUCUCAAAAAGGCACCUUGAAAAUAUGUUUUAACUUUCUUGUAAUUACAUGUGGACAAGGCAGGCUUUGUUAAAAAUUGUAAAGAAGAAAAAAGGGUAAUUUGUAUAAAAUGUUCCAAUGAGUGUCUAGGUAGCUUUGGCUAUGUCUAUGUCAGCUUCGUUCUUAAGGUUGUAAAAGGAUUAUCCCACGAGAAAUUCAUGAUGGUGUUUCUUAGGAGAUGUACAAAAUAAAAUAUUACUAAAUCAGCCUGUUCCCAGUCUCAUGCUAAAUUUUUCAAAUAGCAAUAUUAUC